Diversispora eburnea is the source of this 951-nucleotide messenger RNA. The record is from the annotation of a GenBank genome assembly. Lineage: Eukaryota; Fungi; Glomeromycota; Glomeromycetes; Diversisporales; Diversisporaceae.
AUGAGUGAUUCUCUCGAAAUAGAUAUUGACUCUGUCAUUGACAGAUUAUUGGAAGUAAGAGGAUGUCGACCUGGUAAACAAGUACAACUUGCAGAGUUUGAAAUUAAAUAUCUUUGCACAAAAGCGAGAGAAAUUUUUAUUUCUCAACCUAUACUUCUUGAAUUGGAAGCUCCGAUAAAGAUUUGUGAUAUACAUGGCCAGUAUUACGAUCUGUUAAGGUUAUUUGAAUACGGUGGAUUUCCUCCCGAAUCAAAUUAUCUUUUCCUUGGUGAUUAUGUUGAUAGAGGAAAACAAUCAUUAGAAACAAUCUGCCUUUUGUUGGCGUACAAGAUAAAGUAUCCCGAGAAUUUUUUUAUUUUAAGAGGAAAUCACGAAUGUGCAAGUAUUAAUCGUAUUUAUGGCUUUUAUGAUGAAUGUAAGCGAAGGUAUAACAUCAAAUUGUGGAAAACCUUUACGGAUUGCUUUAAUUGUUUACCCAUCGCUGCAAUUAUCGAUGAGAAAAUUUUUACCAUGCAUGGUGGUCUGUCACCCGAUCUUCAGAGUAUGGAACAAAUUCGAAGAGUUAUGCGACCAACAGAUGUGCCCGACACUGGUCUAUUAUGUGAUUUGUUGUGGUCUGAUCCCGACAAGGAUAUCUCUGGCUGGAGCGAAAACGAUCGAGGUGUAUCCUUUACAUUCGGUCCUGACGUUGUAACUCGGUUUUUGCAAAAGCAUGAUAUGGAUUUGAUAUGUCGAGCACAUCAAGUGGUGGAAGAUGGUUAUGAAUUCUUUGCUAAACGACAGCUUGUUACUUUGUUUUCCGCACCGAAUUAUUGUGGUGAAUUUGAUAAUGCUGGUGCGAUGAUGAGUGUGGACGAAACUCUUAUGUGCUCGUUCCAGAUUCUCAAACCAGCCGAGAAGAAACAAAAGUAUCCUUAUGGUGGCUUGAAUACAGGACGACCUACUGGGUAA